Ailuropoda melanoleuca (giant panda) is the source of this 3785-nucleotide messenger RNA. RefSeq names its product matrix metallopeptidase 8 (gene MMP8). The coding region runs from base 924 to 2351 and encodes 475 amino acids. Gene Ontology annotation, cellular component: extracellular matrix. The record is from RefSeq and is a predicted model, not a curated record. Gene Ontology annotation, biological process: collagen catabolic process; proteolysis; extracellular matrix organization. Gene Ontology annotation, molecular function: metalloendopeptidase activity; zinc ion binding. The transcript is spliced from 12 exons. NCBI's taxonomy places the organism in Eukaryota, Metazoa, Chordata, Mammalia, Carnivora, Ursidae.
GCAGUGCUAACUCAACUCACAGAAAGGACACACAGCCCCCACAUUCAUCCCACGAUGAGGAUGCCACGCCAGAGGGUUCACACAGGCUCGCCCCUGCCCGGGCCUCUAACCUCCCGAUGCCGGUGAGGGAGGUGCCAACAUGCGGGGUCGGAGGUCGGCACGGGAGACCCAGAGGAGCCGAGGACUCCCGUCAGCGCAGGUGAGCUCUCCCGAGAGUGUCUGCACAGCACCCCUCGCUCAACGCGGAGGUCCUGGCGCCAUCUGUCCCCGCGCCGAGUUACUGCAUGACCCGUCCCUUCCCCAGGCGGCACUUCUCUGCGACACUGGACUGUCUGAAAACCCAGCUUGCAGACUCUUCUCUAAUACGCUGUUGCCAGAACCGCAUCCCCCAGCAGCUGCUCCAGGACCCCCACACAGACCUGCUUGGUGACCACACCCCCAGGCACACUGUCCCCACAGCAAGGGUGCUGCGUACAGAGCUGCUUGCACGGAGCCCCUCGGUCCCAGGCUAACGACCACCCAUGCGACCACACACCUGAGUAAACACAGCCUUGGCACCUCCCCCACCUAGAAAAUGCAAACCCACCGUUACCUUCAGGAGUAAUCCGCAUGCUUCUCCUCGACCACACAACUUUGCAAAAGUAAAUCUCUAACCAAACACCCCAAGAGCAAAGAUUUGCAAAUUGCACUUUUUUUUUUCUGUUGAAAGGACCCCCCCACCCCGUUCUGGAAUAUACUGAAUCACAUUAUAAUGUUGCAACAGCGUCAGAGCGUAAUUAACCUGUGUUGCUUCACAUUCCCCAUGUGGCAAUUGUUGAAGCCAUGGCUUUUAUAAGGGACCAGAAGGAGGGCAGAGGCCGACCUGCCAUCCGGUGACCUGGAGGCACUGUUGAGGCGGGGGUCCUACCUGAAGGAAGGUCGGGAUGGCAGCGUUUGCAGAAAAGGCCCCGUUCAGUCUGAGGACGCUCCCAGGCCUGCUGCUCUUCUCCGUGCAGCUGUCCCAGGCCCUUCCAGUCCCCGGAGGAUCCCCAGGAGAGAAGAACGCACAACUUGUCCAGGAUUACCUGGAGAAGUUCUACCAGUUACCGAGGGAAGGACUCCGGUCGGAGAGGCAGAACAGCCCUAGUGUGAUCGUUGAGAAGCUGAAAGAGAUGCAGCGAUUCUUCGGGUUGGACGAGACGGGGAAGCCCAGUCAGGAGACGUUGGAGGUGAUGCAGCAGCCUCGCUGUGGUGUGCCCGACAGCGGGGACUUCAUGUUAACCCCGGGGAACCCCAAGUGGAAAGAAACCAACCUGACCUACAGGAUUAUUAAGUACACGAAACAGUUGUCAGAGGCUGACGUGGAAACAGCUAUUAAGAAAGCCUUUCAAGUGUGGAGUAACGCAUCACCCCUGACCUUCACCAAGAUCUCGCAGGGAGAACCAGACAUCAAGAUCGCUUUUGUCCGGGGAGAUCAUGGCGACAAUUCUCCAUUCGACGGACCCAAUGGAAUCCUCGCUCAUGCCUUUCAGCCAGGCCAAGGUAUUGGAGGAGACGUUCACUUCGAUGCAGACGAAACAUGGACCCAAAAUUCCAGCAAUUACAAUUUGUUUCUUGUUGCCGCCCAUGAAUUUGGCCACUCCUUGGGGCUCGCUCACUCCACUGACCCGGGUGCCUUGAUGUAUCCCAACUACGCUUUCCGCGACCCCAGCACCUACACCCUCCCUCAGGAUGACAUCAACGGCAUCCAGACCAUCUAUGGUCCUUCAAGCAACCCCAUCCAACCAACCGGACCAACUACACCCACAGCCUGUGACCCCAGCCUGACGUUUGACGCCAUCACCACCCUCCGUGGAGAAAUACUAUUCUUUAAAGACAAGUACUUCUGGAGGAAACACCCUCAGAUGAGAAGAGUCGAACUCAAUUUCAUCUCUCUAUUCUGGCCAUCCCUGCCCGACGGUAUACAGGCGGCCUAUGAGGAUGUGGACAAGGACCUUGUUUUCCUAUUUAAAGGCUGUCAGUACUGGGCUCUGAGUGGCUAUGACAUUGAGCAAGGUUAUCCCAGGAGCAUCUCAGACUAUGGCUUCCCAAGCAGCGUCCGAGCAAUCGAUGCAGCUGUUCACUACAGGACACAAACCUACUUUUUUGUGAAUGACGAAGUCUGGAGAUAUGAUAAUGAAAGACAAUCCAUGGAAGCAGGUUAUCCUAAAAGUAUACCAAGUAUGUUUCCAGGAAUAGAAAGCAGAGUUGAUGCAGUUUUCCAGCAGAAUUAUGUCUUCUAUUUCUUCAGUGGACCAAGAUAUUAUACAUUUAAUCUUGGUGCUCAAAGGGUUACUAAGAUUGAUAGAAGCAAUAAAUGGCUCAACUGCUGAUAAAGCAAAGUCACACAUGUUUGCAUCCACUUUCUACACAUGGAAGGAAAGUCUACAUUGCAUAACCAUUUUCCUGUGUCCUGUUUAUACUUUUCUCAACAAUAAGUAAUGCUGUUCACUAUCACUGUACUCACUGGACCUGCCUUCAGUGAAAAUACAUUUGGCGUGUCCUGUUGUCUCCAGGGCUGAUUGAGUUCCUACAGAUUCCAUCUCAAGAGAGGAGGUGAAGCCUUCCUUGUCACCUCAAUAUUCACUAUUUCGCUACUUGCUUACCUGACUUCUAAAAUGCUCAUAUACGCCUAAAUCUCCUACAUAUAAUUCAGCACUGGGCUUUGAUGAAAUGUAGAGACUAGGAACAGCAUGAACAGUACCUCUUGCCUUUACUGAAAAUGUAGUGCUAUUUUCCACUUUUGGAAAAAAAAAUGUUGAUCCAUGUUGUGGCUUGAAUUGUGUCCCCCCAAGAAAGAUAGGUCAAAGUCCAAUCCUAGGUACCUAUGAACAGACCCUAUUUGCAACUAGGGUCUUUAAAGAUGCGAUUAGUUAAAAUGAGGUUAUGCUGGUGCAGGGUGGAGGUAGGGACUGGUGUCCUUGUGAGAAGAGGAGCCACCAGACACAUGGCGGACAAGGACAAGAGAACAUAAAGACAGACAUGGGAAUGAUGCAUCUACAAGCCAAGUACAGCCAGCAGCCACCAGCAGCUAGGAAGGAUCCUUCCCAGAGCCUUCAGAGAAAAGAACUUUAUGAUCCCGACUCCUUGGUUUUAGACUUGCAGCUCCCAGAACCGGAUAGAAUAAACCGGGUUGGAGUUUGUGGCGCUUCCGUACGGCAGCCCUGGGGUAUCCACCGGCUGGUACAGUAAUUCCGCUUUAAGAAAGUGAGUCAACACAAAACAACAAAGUUGAACCCUCAGUAAGGAUUGCUGUCGUCUUCCCCAAAAGGAGCAAAACGGGGAGGUACCACUUUCUCUUCUGUCUCCUCCCAGCUCUGUCCUUGUAGAGUCCAAGCAAAUGAACUAGUGACUGGAAAUGUUGUUCCUUAUUUCUUUUUUCCCCAAGGACACGCAGGAGGGCACACUCUACCCAUAAGUGGGAUUUACUGUACAAACAGAACAGUUCUGGGCACAAAAUUCAAUGAAUCUCAUUAUAUUAAACUAAGCUGAGAUGCAUACACUUGAUAAUGGUUCUUUCCUAUCAAGAACUUUAGGAUUCUGGGACCCUAAUGGCUAAUUCAGACAUCAAAAUCAUUAUAAUGUCAUAUUUGCAAUUGUUAGAAUAUAAUACAGCUUAUUACACAUUAAAUAACUGAACUGUAAAAUAUAUUUAUUAUAUUCUAUUUUCUUUUUCUGUUCGUUUUUAAAUCUCACAGAUAAUUAGUUUAGUAAUUUGGCACCUUAUUCUGCCUCAAAAAUUAUUGAGUUUGAAAUAAACAUAUUAA